AUACGAGCUGCUGAUUCCUUUUGAACAAGCGUGAGGGCUGCGGAAGAUAGAGCAGAAAUAUAUCUUAAGCGAGGGCAACGUUUCCAGCAGUUGCGAUGGCAGCAGCAAAUCCGAAUCGCGCAGCCGGCGAUGGCGCCGCGAAUCAGCAGCUGCAUUUGGUCGAGCGACUGGCCUCUGUCCCUUUGGUGGCCGGAGUGUUCGACGUAGUCUCGCAGCGUUACGCCGCAAUCAAGGCGCGGUCACCGUUGCUCUCGGCGGCUCUGUCGGCAUCUGAAAACGCGGCUGCCACCGCUGUUGGAUGCUGCGAACGUGUGCUGCGUGUGGCACUGGGUCCGCAGCUGGAGCACGCGGACGCGCUUGCCUGUCGGGGCAUCGAGAAGCUGGAGCAGCGCUGUCCGGCCGUCCUGCGCCGGCCCGAAGAAAUUGCCGCAGACGUGGUCGCCUUUGGUCGCCGGAAGGUCGUGCAAGUGCGGCGUUGCGCUCAUGAGCAGGUAGAGCGGACUCGCAGGGUCAUCGGGCAUGCAGUCCACGCGGCCACUCAUCCUGCUGCCGUCGUGGAACGUGUGCGCGAUCACGUAUCGCAGCGUCUCCACCCCGCCUUCAACGAGGUAGACGAGAUCCUCGACUUGUGGAUCUCUGCUCACGACCCAGCCCACGAUGUCGCUCGCAACAGCCUGGCCGUUUCCCACACUUUUAGCGAGUUGGUUUUCAUCACACUGCACAAAUUCCGCACCGCAGCAGCGCUACAGUUCGCUUGCGAACGCGCAGCCGUUGAGCACAUCUUGUGGGCGGCCUGUGGGCGCUUUCAGCGCUGCCUGCGCAAAACUCCUUCUCGCUCUCAGCCAGCUCAGACUCUUAUCGACCACGUCAUCGCCGCUUCGCAGCAUGCUCUACUGGCUUUCCUCCUGAUCGCCCACACUGCUUGAUGUUCUUACAUCUCUCUUCGCGCCGAUGUCGUGAAAUUUUACCGUCCCUGCACUGCAGCGCCUAAGAGCCGCUGGUUGCCGUCAGCCUCCACCGCUUCGACAUUUCAGCAGACUCAAGACCCGACCGAAGAUUCUUACCGUAGCCAGGAUUAGUUGUCCUGUAGCCAGUUUAUCCCUGUUUCGCCAACAAUAAACAUUGCACCCAGACGUUCUUAACCGAA
This is a messenger RNA of Dermacentor albipictus, 1147 nucleotides long. Its product is annotated as perilipin-5-like. NCBI's taxonomy places the organism in Eukaryota, Metazoa, Arthropoda, Arachnida, Ixodida, Ixodidae. Gene Ontology annotation, biological process: lipid storage; positive regulation of triglyceride storage. Gene Ontology annotation, cellular component: cytosol; lipid droplet. The record is from RefSeq and is a predicted model, not a curated record.